Molecule: messenger RNA, 1238 nt
Organism: Thecamonas trahens ATCC 50062
Lineage: Eukaryota; Apusomonadida; Apusomonadidae
Product: gamma-glutamyl hydrolase
Exons: 1
Coding region: 50-1093 (347 amino acids)
Biological process (GO): tetrahydrofolylpolyglutamate metabolic process
Cellular component (GO): vacuole
Molecular function (GO): gamma-glutamyl-peptidase activity
Source: RefSeq, a predicted model, not a curated record
GUCUUUUUUUUUCAGGUUUGGAAAGGAGAAAAGGAGCAAGUCAGAGCAAAUGAUGAUGUGUGUGUCGUCGAGCAAGAUGCGCUCUCUUUGUGUGGUCCUCUGGGCGGUGGUUGCGGUGUGGGGAGGAGCUGGCGUCGUGGGAGGAGCGGUCGGCCUCUCACCUCCGCCAGCAACGAAUCUUCGACCGAUUGUGGGCAUUUUGACGGUGCCGACGGAGGGCUCCGAGUGCGGCACGUUUUACCGCGAGCACAAGGCGAUGAGCGGAUCGGGAUCGACUUCUUGCUUUGCCACGGUAUAUGUCAAGUGGCUCGAGUCUGCGGGAGCGCGUGUGGUGCCCAUUCCCUACAACCUGCCGCAUGACGUGCUCCGCGAUCUUGCCGGUAAGUACCUCAACGGGCUGCUGUUUACCGGUGGUGGGACAUCGCUCGAGCCGGAGACCGAGUACUAUCAGGCGGCCAAGGUGCUGUUCGAGGCGGCGAUGGAGGCCAAUGCGCGCGGGGUGUACACGCCAGUCCACGGGACUUGCAUGGGCUUCCAGCUGCUCUCGAUCCUGGUGGCCAACUCGACGAGCGUGCUGGAGAGCGGGUUCGACUCGGAAGACUACUCGAUCCCGCUCGACUUUACGGCGGCGGCAGCGACGUCGCGGAUGUACGGGCCUGCAGCGGCAAACCCGGCGACCGGGGUCUUUGCCACGCUCGCGACCAAGAACGUGACGUCGAACCUGCACCACUCGGGCGUCACGCCCGAGACGUUUGCGACCAACGCCAAGCUCACAUCGUUCCUCACGGUGCUCUCUACCAACCGCGGACGCAAGGGUCGCGCCUUUGUUUCGUCGUUUGAGGGCAAGACCAUGCCGGUGUACGGGACGCAGUACCAUCCGGAGCGACCGGCGUACGAGUUCAACCCGAUUCUCAACCUCAACCACUCAAUCGCGGGCAUCGAGGCGAUGCAGUACCUCGCCAACAACUUUGUGACCGAGGCGCGACGGUCGACAGCUUCGUUCCCGUCGCCGACGGAUGAGGCCAAGGCCCUCAUCUACAACUAUGCGCCACUUGCCAACGGCGAGUCGUACCAGUGCUACUUCUUCGAGUGAUCGAUCAGCUGCCCAGGCUCGAGUGCAAAUGAACCAGCUUUGGAGCCAUGGUAUGCAGUGUACGUGAAAAGCGAGAAAAGAUUGCAGCUCGUGCAAGCCCAAGAUCACACCAGCCUUGAUUUGUGGUAGGUAAAUCAGCAUCGGA